AUGGACGCGACGAAGCUCAGCUUCGCGCUGUGCUUGGCGGCGCCAUCGAUCCUCUGCUUUGCUGUGUUCUCAGCUGCCGACUAUGAGGCGAUGAAGUGUGACGCGAGUCGCACCACCGCCUUCUACAAGGCCAUUGACACACUUUGCCCAGACCGCCUGGUUCUGGACUUGGGUACAGGCGCCACUGCGCUGCUGGCCAUCCGGGCGGCUGAGGCCGGGGCGCGGCGCGUCUACGCAGUGGAGAUCUCAGAGAGCUCCGCCGCACGAGCCGCGGAAAGGAUUGAGGCGGCCGGUCUCUCCCACAGAAUACAGGUCCUGGUGGGCGACUCCAAGGAGCUGCAGCUCCCAGAGCGCGUGGAUGUCGUGGUGCAUGAGAUCCUGGGAGAGAUCGCCAGCCGCGAGGGUGUGGUACCAUCGCUCCGCGACGCCCGGAGGAGGCAUCUGCGUGCGGCUGAAGGCGCCUGGUCCAUCCCUGCCCGGGCGGCCACAUGGAUCGCUCCGGCCACGAUGCCCAGCAGCGAGUACUUCACGGCCUACCGCGAGCAAAGCGGCACGCUGCUCCUGGCACCAGGACCUGAUGAGCGCUUCUGGCGGCUACCGCAGCUCCCGGUGCAAAGUUGCCAGCUGAGCACCCCGCAGGUCUUUGAAGAGCUGUCUUGGCGGGAGGACGCCGAGCCAGAACUGAAGCAGCGGCGGUCACUGCGCUUUCCCGUGGCCAGAGCAGGCAUCCUCGCUGGCUUCGUCUUCUACAUCACCGUCGAGUGCGGUGGCGGCGCCGAUGUCGUGAGCUCCGCUCCGUCGGAAAGCCACUGGGCCAACCCCUUCUGUCGUGUGCUGGAGCCUGUGGCUGUGAGCCAGGAGGAUGAAAUCAUUGUAAAGGCAGAGGCCGACCUCUCAGGCGAAGUGCCACGCUACGCGAUCGGGGCGUC
Messenger RNA from Symbiodinium natans, 929 nucleotides. The record is from the annotation of a GenBank genome assembly. NCBI's taxonomy places the organism in Eukaryota, Dinophyceae, Suessiales, Symbiodiniaceae.